UUUAUGUUUAACUAAAUUGUCGAGCGCUCCAAUCAAAGGUUCACAUUCUAACAUGCAUGUUGCCAUGAUUUUUCAUUCAAAAGAUCUCCAAAACCCAUGUUGCUUUUCAAUUGGAUGCAUAAGAAUUAUCUUGAGUCUUGAGUACUGCCUUCCUGAAUGAACAAAAAAUGUGCGAAACAUGCAUGGCAUGCCAAGAGAGCGGCUAAAGAAGUAACUGAAACAGCAGAGAUGAUACAACAAAAACAUAUCCUCUGUACUUCUCAAGGUGGCCAAAUGACAUAUGAAAACAAAGAAGCGGCGAAAGUUCUGUAACUGCUACUGCUAUGCCGUGAAACACAUAUCCUGUUUUUGUUAGUCUCAAGCUUUGCUAUAUAUAUCCCAUCUGGGCUUUUGCCAUUCACCUUCAUCACGACAGUGAGAGAAGCUCACCUAGAAAAAACAAGGCUCAAAACAACCGUUAGUGUUUAUACUACAGCAACAAUGAAGGGUGUUGUUAUCUCAGUUUUGGUCGUGCUAGCCAUGGUUCAAUUCAUGGUGAAGCCCGGACAGGCCACCGUAACUUGUCCACAAGUCAAUGAUGCUUUAAGAGACUGCAUUCCUUACCUUACAUCGGGGGCCGGGAACCCCACGGUUGCAUGCUGUGGUGGUGUGGACAGACUCCAGAAAAUGGCUUCAACCACCGCAGACAAGCAGGCAGCUUGCAACUGUGCUAAGGAUGCUGCUGCUCGUAUCCCCGCUAUAAAGGAAGAUGCCGCCGCAUCUCUCCCUGCUAAGUGCAACGUUCAAGUUAAUUUCCCAAUCUCCAAGAACACCAAUUGCCGAGAAUGAGUAUUUUUUUCAACAGCAAACUAACAUACUAUACACAUACUGACACAGUAAUUAAUUGUUUUCUUUUCCUCUUUUUUUCCCAUCAUCCUCUAAAAUGGAAGCCAUCAA
Molecule: messenger RNA, 936 nt
Organism: Durio zibethinus
Lineage: Eukaryota; Viridiplantae; Streptophyta; Magnoliopsida; Malvales; Malvaceae
Product: non-specific lipid-transfer protein A-like
Biological process (GO): lipid transport
Molecular function (GO): lipid binding
Source: RefSeq, a predicted model, not a curated record